This is a messenger RNA of Ruditapes philippinarum (Manila clam), 2996 nucleotides long. RefSeq names its product 52 kDa repressor of the inhibitor of the protein kinase-like. The record is from RefSeq and is a predicted model, not a curated record. Bases 192 to 2231 code for a protein of 679 amino acids. The transcript has a single exon. Gene Ontology annotation, molecular function: protein dimerization activity. Lineage: Eukaryota; Metazoa; Mollusca; Bivalvia; Venerida; Veneridae.
AAUUUUCUUUUUUAUUCCUUUUUUUCUUAUAUAGUCUAUUAUAAUUUUACUAAUCGAAAUAAAUUUUCAUUUAUUUUAGACGCUUUCUUAGUAAUUCAUAUCAUGCUAUCUAAUUGCCGUUUCGUCUAAAAUCUAUGACAUACUAUCUCAAUAUCACUUAUAUAAUAUAACGACUAAUUUGAUUUUUUUUAAUGUUAAACAGGACAUUCGGGAACAAGCAACGUAAACUAAAUGGCAAAUGGUUGAUGGAGAAGAAAUGGCUGCGGUAUUCAAAAUCUAAAGAUGCCGUGUACUGUGUGAACUGUUGUCUGUUUGGAGGGAAUGAUGGUCGUGAAAAGACUUUUACAUCUGGCACGAGCGACUGGAAGAACCUUUCAUCGUUACUGAAACGUCAUGAAAGCGAAACCUGCCAUAUAAAUGCUUCUUCUAGAGCUGAAAGCUAUCUGGAUAUCCAGUCUGGAAAAUGUGAGUCUAUCAAUAAGAAAUUGUCAGAGUCUUCAAGAAUAACAGUAAAUAACAAUAGACAUAUCUUGAAAAGAAUAAUUGAAAUAAUAGUUCUUUGUGCAAAGCAAAACAUACCACUCAGGGGCCAUACUGCUGAAAAUAGCAACUUCGACGUGAUACUUACUGCGUUUGCAAAAAAUGACGAAAUACUGUCUGAUCAUUUGGCUAGUGCACAUUAUAACGCCAAGUAUACUUCCCCUGAUAUUCAGAAUGAACUCAUAGGAAUUUGUGCUGAGCAUGUUAAAGAAAAGAUAACAAGCGCCUGUCGGAACUGUCCCUUCUAUGCAAUAAUAGUAGAUGAAGCUACUGACAAAUCAACCAAGGAACAACUGUCGCUCUGUGUAAGAUAUGUUGAUGAUAAUUGUUGUGUAAACGAGGAGUUUUUGGGUUUCGUUGAAUGUCCUUCAAUAAAAGGAACUGACCUUUGUGCCAACAUUUUGUCAUUUCUUCAAGAGGUAGACCUUGAUAUUUUAAAAAUCCGCGCACAAUGCUAUGAUGGAGCAUCUAAUAUGUCGGGCAAAUACCGGGGUGUUCAAGCACUGGUUCGUGAAAGAUCGCCACAUGCCAAUUAUGUCCACUGCAAAGCCCACUGCUUGAAUCUUGCGUUGGUACACAGUUCAAACAUUCCGUGUGUGCGUACGAUGAUGUCUACUGUUCAAGACAUCAGUUUUAUGUUUGACUAUUCGGCUAAACGUCUUAAUGCCUUCUGUAAAGAGUUAUCUCAAGAUACCGCUGCAAGAGCAGAAAUGGAACAAAGAACUAAACUGCGAACCUUGUGUGAAACAAGAUGGUCAAGUCGUGCAGAUGCCCUAGCGACAUUCAAGAACGCAUUUUCAGUUGUUUUACAUGCCCUUGAAACUCUGCAAGAAGACGGAGAUGACAAAGCAGGGCAGUAUCUGGGAGGGAUUCUCAGAUUUGAUUUCAUUAUAGCUUUAAUAGUUGCAGAACAUUUGUUAAGCUCAACUGUUGCCCUUACUAACCUCUUGCAAAAAGAAGAUAAUGACCUGCUUCAUGCAGUAGAAGAAACCAAAGUUGUUGUUCAGCUAUUGCGCAAUGAGCGGAACGACGCAGACGUAUGGGAUGCUCUCUAUGACAAAGCUUCCAAUAUCGCAGCAGAAUUCGACAUCCAACCUUCAAGGCCUAGAAGAGCUGCCAGGCAAAAUCAUCGAGCAAACCCAGAUGUUCACACAGUGUCAGAUUAUUGGAAAGUCACAUUGUUUUAUGUAUUUCUUGAUCAUCUGGUACAGGAAAUCGAAUCUCAUAUCUUAAGUAACCAAGAUCGUUUUGCUGCACUGUAUCUUCUACCGAAAAGAUUACAUCAACUUCAGGUUGAAAUGCUUCCCGCCAUAUACGCUGCUUAUGCUCCAGAUAUCGACCAUACAUUUGAAUCGUUCAACAAUGAAGUCGCGAGGUGGAAAGUUCGUUGGAAUAUUGCUGAAAACAGGCCGGUUCGUCUACAAGAAACGCUCCAAAAAACCAACAAAGACCUGUAUCCCUGUAUUUACAACAUUCUCGCAGUUCUUCUUACAAUGCCUCCGACAUCAGCAUCAUGUGAACGGUCGUUUAGCGCAAUUAAACGAAUUAAGAAUUAUUUAAGGUCAACCAUGAGAACAGAGAGAAUGUCAUCACUGGCAAUCCUACAUAUUCAUAAGGACAUGGAUGUUGAUAUCAGCAAAAUUAUCAAUACAUUUGCCUCUAAGAAAGGAAGAAAACUUGACUUCUUCUGAAAGAAUGACAUACUCAUAAAAUAAAAUUCGCGCGAACGAUUCGUUCAAAUUUCAAUAUUUGAUAUCAUUACUGUACACAAACCAAGGCACAGGAGUGUAUGAAAGACAUUUAAUGAAAAUAAUAUUACACUUUUUUAACUGUAAACCGUUGAUAAUUAAUGGAAAAUUAAUAUCGUGUUGAUUCAAUACUAAAUUUUUUGAACUCGUGGAAACAAAAAACAACAAUAAUUAUCAUGCUCUCCAGAGAUCGCAUAAUAUGAUGUUUUAUUCAACUAUUUAAAUAAUUUAAAUUUAAAUCUUCAUUCAAUAUCCUCUAUUUUACAUGCUGAAUUAUUAUUUAUUAGGAAAAUUAUUGAAGAGGUACCGUACUAAUUGAAUUGCUGAAUGUAUGUACGGCUUAGACUGUUUCAUUUGAUUGACUUAUUUAGUUGAUAAGUUUUGCCAAUAUAUAUAGGUAGAGGAUUCAUUCAUAUACAUUUAUUAUGGCAUUUGAAGCUGUUUGUGUGUCAAUAUAUUUUAUCAGAUGUCAUUGGUAUUUAAUUGUGUGUUCCAAUUAUAUAUUUGGCUAACAUUAUUCACUGUGAAUGUGACUGAUUUUUUCCUAUAUGCAAAUAAAUUUUCACGUUAGCGCAGAUUUGCAUAAAUUUGUUUAUUAAUUAUAAAACAGUCUUUGAGCCAAUCAAUUACUAUUAAUCCGACGUUAUACCGAAAUAAAUUACAAUAUUUCAAAAUUAAAUAUUGCAUAUUUUGCUUAAACGUCAAUUA